Molecule: messenger RNA, 3860 nt
Organism: Nematolebias whitei (Rio pearlfish)
Lineage: Eukaryota; Metazoa; Chordata; Actinopteri; Cyprinodontiformes; Rivulidae
Gene: cpt1ab
Product: carnitine palmitoyltransferase 1Ab (liver)
Exons: 19
Coding region: 126-2627 (833 amino acids)
Biological process (GO): carnitine metabolic process; fatty acid metabolic process
Cellular component (GO): mitochondrion
Molecular function (GO): carnitine O-palmitoyltransferase activity
Source: RefSeq, a predicted model, not a curated record
GAAAUUCUACUUUUCUUCCACCAGGGGGCGCAGUUUCAACAAAACAUUGUGAAAUCAUUCAAAUUUCCUCCAGCAGGGGGCGCUGUUACAACUAUGAACAGUUGUUGAGGACACCAAAAGGAGAAAUGUGUGACGCAGCCAAUAGGGGAAGGCCUUGUCUACAAGUCUGUGCUCCCAUUCAUGCAUUGAACAUUAGCAGCCUUCGCAGACACUCACACAGACGAGCCGCAUCUCUUAAAAACACCGAGAGCCGCAGCCAGGACAGAAAAAACAAGCGUCGGAACUGUGCAUACGUAGCCACCAUGGCAGAAGCGCACCAGGCGGUGGCCUUCCAGUUCACUGUCACCCCUGAUGGCAUCGACCUACAUUUGUGCCAUGAAGCCCUACGGCAGGUCUACCUCUCUGGUCUCCAUUCGUGGAAGAAAAGGUUCAUUCGCUUUAAGAAUGGGGUGAUGACUGGUGUGUACCCAGGCAGCCCUGCUGGCUUCAUGAUAGUGGUUGUGUCCUACAUGUCGUACAAUAAAUAUAAACAGCUGGAUCCUUCUCUGGGGCUGAUUGCCAAACUGGGUCAACACAUUCCCAUCAGCCGAUACAUGUCUACAGAUAACCAGAAGAUAGUUGGAGGUGUUCUGGUGGGCACGGGCCUCUGGGUCAGCAUAAUAAUGAUUAUGAGGAAUGUCCUAAAGAGCCUGCUGUCAUGGCACGGCUGGAUGCAGUCACGUCACGGCUCUCUGCCCAUCUCCACACGUCUGUGGCUGUUAAUGGUGAAGAUCUUCUCUGGCAGGAAGCCAAUGCUCUACAGUUUCCAGAACUCCCUGCCUCGACUACCUGUUCCUUCCGUCAAGGACACCUGCAGAAGGUACCUGGAGUCAGUGCGCCCACUAAUGGACGAUGAGAAGUUUGAAAGGAUGACGGCUUUAUCUAAAGACUUUGAGAAGAACCUGGGACCCAGGCUGCAGUGGUACCUCAAACUCAAGUCCUGGUGGGCAUCCAACUAUGUUAGUGACUGGUGGGAGGAGUAUAUUUACCUGAGAGGCCGUGGACCCAUCAUGGUCAAUAGCAACUAUUAUGCCAUGGACUUUUUGUACGUGUUCCCCACAUCCAUCCAGGCUGCCCGAGCAGGUAAUGCCACUCACGCCAUCAUGCUGUACAGGAGAAAACUGGACCGAGCUCAGAUCAAACCACUCAUGCUCCUACACACUAUUCCCAUGUGCUCAGCCCAAUACGAGCGUAUGUUCAACACAACUCGUGUCCCAGGUGUAGAGACAGAUACAAUUCAGCACGUGAACGAGAGCAAACAUAUCGUCGUGUACCAUAAGGGCCGUUUCUUCAAGGUGUGGAUGUUUUAUGAUGGACGGUUGCUGUUGCCACGAGAGAUAGAGCAGCAGAUGGAGAGAAUCUUGGCAGAUCAGUCUGAGCCAUCCCCAGGAGAGGAGAAACUAGCAGCACUUACUGCAGGAGACAGGACUCCUUGGGCAAAGGCUCGCAACACGUACUUCAGCCGUGGUAGGAACAAACAGUCUCUGGAUGCCAUAGAAAAGGCUGCUUUUGUCGUAACCCUUGAUGAAACCGAGCAGCGUUACGAUGCUGCCAACAAAGUCAAGUCUCUGGACAGUUAUGCCAAGUCCCUUCUUCAUGGAAAGUGCUACGACAGGUGGUUCGAUAAAACCUUUAACCUGAUCAUUUUCAAGAAUGGCACCAUGGGACUGAAUGCAGAACACUCCUGGGCAGAUGCUCCAAUUGUUGGUCACUUGUGGGAGCAUGUACUUUCCAUGGAUCCUGUUAAACUGGGGUAUGAAGCGGAUGGUCACUGCCAUGGGAAGCCUCAUCCUAACCUGCCUGGUCCUCAAAGACUAUCAUGGGACAUUCCUGCUGAGUGCCAGGAAGUCAUUGAGAGCUCACUGACAGUAGCCAGGGCUCUAGCAGAUGAUGUGGACUGUCACAUCAUCCCUUUUGCGGAUUUUGGAAAGGGGCUGAUUAAAAAAUGCCGCACCAGUCCAGAUGCCUUCAUCCAGAUCGCCCUACAGCUGGCCCACUAUAGAGACAAAGGGAAAUUCUGUCUUACAUACGAAGCCUCCAUGACCCGCUUGUUCCGUGAGGGUCGAACAGAAACCGUGCGAUCCUGCACCAUGGAGACUUGUGACUUUGUUCGUGCCAUGCUCAGAGAUGAGACUAGAGAAGAGUGCCUCAGGUUGCUCAAAAUGGCAGCAGAGAAACACCAAAACAUGUACCGCCUGGCAAUGACAGGAGAGGGCAUCGAUCGCCACCUUUUCUGUCUCUACGUGGUUUCCAAAUACCUGGGAGAAGACUCUCCAUUCCUCAAGGAGGUUCUGUCUGAGCCGUGGAGGCUGUCCACCAGCCAAACUCCUCUGCAGCAGGUUGAGCUGUUUGAUCUGCUCAGACACCCAGAGCUGGUGUCCUCCGGAGGCGGAUUUGGUCCAGUGGCUGACGAUGGUUACGGCGUCUCCUACAUUAUUCUCGGCGAUGACCUCAUCAACUUCCAUAUCUCGAGCAAAUAUUCAAGUCCCGAAACCGACUCUCGUCGCUUCGGAGACAACAUCAGACAAGCCAUGCUGGACAUCCUGAAUCUCUUCCAGAUCGAAAAGAAAAACAAUGACACCAAGUGAUCAUUAUUAGGGAAACAAAGACACAAAUUAUUGUUUUAGCAAAACAUUUGUUUUCUUCCUGAAAGCUGUACAGAAUCACCUAAUGGAUAUGGGAUUAAUUUUAAGUUGAUUAACAUUCUAUGAAUAAGGAAAUUUGGGAGAAACAUCACUGUCAACAUGUUUGUGAAGCUGUAGUGUGCACUGUAUGAAUAGGAGAGGUAAGCCUUUGGCACAGGUGGUGCACAGAUCAAAGUAUUUAUUUACAAAACUGUACUUACUGGUGCCUUGGUGACCUGCUAAUGUAAAAAAGGGGAGGAAAGGGUUGAGGAAGUCUUGAAUCAAUUUGUAUUCACUCACUGAAGGAUGUAAAGGUUUGUUCGGUAGCAUCAUCUGAUAUUUAGUUGUGUUUUAAAUUUUAAGAUGGUGCAAUAUGUUCAUUAGUUUCCAUCAUUAUUCUGUGUAUUCUUGAUCGAAGUUUCCUACAGCUUCUGUAGUUGCAGCUCUUGAAAUACGUGCAACUUACUAAAACGGCAAACUUGAAGGUAAAUAUUGAGUUAUAAGUUGCAUGGUGUUCAUGCAUCUGUAAUAACAGAAAUGAUGAAAAUUUAGCUUUGAUCUGAAAUAUGACCCUGUAUCAGUGAUCCUGAACGCCACACACAAGACAGGCAGCUGGUGCCACGGUUAAUCUCCAUUGCCUUUCUGGCUCCGUUGUACAAGAAGGGUGUUCGGUUUGAGCUGCUAUGAUUUUAUGAGUUGUCAUGAGGGCAGAUGAUGCUUGUGUGUGUGUGUGUGUGUCGUUUUCAUACUCAGGUUUUGUUCACUUAGCCUGUUAUCAAAAGUGCUGGCAAGAGCACUGAAAUAUUAGUUCUUAUUUUACACAAUAAUAGGAGAACUUGCAAUUGUGAUGAAAUUGAAUAUUCUAAUAGCAAUCAGUUCUGAUGAAUCCACAUGUUCGUUACCCCUCUCUCCAUCAAAAUGCUCCAUUUGGGCACCAUCAUCCAAAUAAAUCACGUAGGUCAGUAGGGCUCCUUCUGAUAUUGCAGUGACAAUAAUGUUUGAUAUAUUGUGCAGCUUAGUGCUUAUUCUGACAUGCUAGAGUAGAAGCUGAAAUGCAGUGCAGCGGUCUACGACGCACACUGAGGUGGUUACAUGAACACAAGUAAAGACGGACGAAGCAACUUCAUUAACUUUAGUUGUUCAAAACUGAAGCCAAACGGGGUUUUUUUGUUGUUGUUUUUUCGGAGCCGUCAUGGA